GGAUACGUUUCUUGGUCCCUCUGGCAUGGCCUGCCUCCAAUGAUCUACUACUUUCCUCUGCAAACACUGGAACUCACCGGGCUUGAAGUUUUUGGCCUAGCGUACCUUUCUCCGAUAUUCCUAACAAUUCCUUCUUUCUGGAAGUUGGUUAACAAAAAGUGGAUGCUCACCCUGCUGCGGAUAGUUACUGUUGGCAGCAUAGCCUCCUUCCAGGCUCCAAAUGCCGAACUCCGGCUAGUGAUCCUGGCGCUUGGCGUGUCUUCCUCGCUGAUAGUGCAAGCUGUGACGUGGUGGACAGGAAGCGGUUUGCAAAGGUACCUCAGAAUCUGGGGAUUCAUUUUAGGGCAGAUCCUUCUUCUUGCUCUCCGCAUAUGGUACACUUCACUAAACCCAAUCUGGAGCUAUCAGGUGUCCAACAGAGUGAUACUGACGUUGAGUGCCAUAGCCACCCUUGAUCGCAUUUCCACAGAUGGUGACUGCAGUAAACCGGAGGGAAAAAAGACCAGCGAGGCAGCUAAGGGGAUGGCCUGUAGGCCUCACUGGUUGUUGGCAGGGGCUGCCUUUGGCAGUCUUGUGUUCCUCACCCACUGGAUUUUCGGAGAAGUCUCUCUUGUUUCCAGAUGGGCAGUGAGUGGGCAUCCCCACUCAGGGCCAGAUCCAAACCCAUUUGGAGGUGCAGUUCUGCUGGCUUUUGUGAGCGGAUUGAUGCUUCCAGCUUGUUCGUGGUUCCCGGGCACCAGUUUAAUGUGGUGGGUUACAGGAGCGGCCUCGGCCGCCGGCCUCCUGGGCCUGCCCGCGGGGGCGGCCGCCGCCUCUGGCUGUGCGCUCGCGCUCUUCACGGCGUCCAGGUGGCCUGCAGCGCUCGGACACCUUGUCAGCUCAGGGUCGAGCCCGGGGAAAGCCAUGACCGUUGCCAUGAUGUUUUAUCUUCUAGAUACAUUUUUCUGUGCAUGGUGCACAGCUUUUAAAUUUGUUCCAGGAGGUGUGUACGCUAGAGAAAGAUCCGAUGUGCUUUUGGGGACAGUGAUGCUAAUUAUUGGGUUGGAUAUGCUAUUUGGUCCUAAGAAAAGUCUUGACUUUCUCCUUCAAACAAAAAACAGUCCUAAAGUGCUUUUCAGAAAGAGUGAAAAAUACGUGAAACUUUUUUUGUGGCUGCUCGUUGGCGUGGGGCUGUUAGGCCUGGGACUGCGGCAUAAAAGCUAUGAGAGGAAGUUGGGCAAAAGGGCACCAACCACAGAGGUCUCUGCCGCCAUCUGGCCUUUCAGGUUUGGCUACGACAAUGAAGGAUGGCCUAGUCUAGAAAGAUCAGCUCGACUGCUUAAUGAAACAGGUGCAGAUUUCAUAACAAUUUUGGAGAGCGAUGCUUCUAAGCCCUAUAUCGGGAACAAUGACUUAACCAUGUGGUUAGGGGAGAAGCUGGGUUUCUAUACUGACUUUGGCCCGAGCACAAGGGAUCACACUUGGGGGAUUAUGGCUCUGUCGAGACACCCCAUUGUGAAGUCGGAGCACCACCUUCUUCCGUCGCCAGAGGGCGAGAUCGCGCCAGCCAUCGCCCUGACUGUGAACAUCUCGGGCAAACUGGUGGAUUUCGUUGUGACACACUUUGGGAAUCACGAAGAUGACCUCGACAGAAAACUUCAGGCUAUUGCUAUUUCAAAACUCCUGAAAAGUAUCUCUAAUCAAGUGAUAUUUCUGGGAUAUAUCACCUCGGCACCUGGUUCCAGAGAUUAUCGACAGCUUAUUGAACAUGGAAAUGUGAAGGAUAUUGACAGCACGGAUCAAGACAGAUGGUGUGAAUACAUUAUGUAUCGAGGGUUGAUCAGAUUGGGUUAUGCAAGAAUCUCCCACGCUGAACUGAGUGACUCUGAAAUUCAGAUGGCCAAAUUUAGGAUCCCUGAUGACCCCAUUAAUUAUAGAGACAACCAGAGAGUGGUCACAGACCACAGGGAAGUUCCCAAGAAAAUUCAUUUCAAUCCCAGAUUUGGAUCCUACAAAGAAGGACACAAUUAUGAGAACAACCAUCAUUUUCAUAUGAGUACACCGAAAUACUUUUUGUGAACUGUUUAAAACCAGAAUUCACUGACUGAGCAAGUCUAAGGAGAACAAAAGUAUGUAAGAUGAAAAGAUGGAUGAAAGUGGGAAACUACACACAAAGAACCUCAAUUUUGAAAAUGUAUGGUGUCUAUGCAGUGGGAAAUUCUAUCAAUUUAUAAAAUGUGUUGCUUAAUAAAAGCAUUUCUC
This is a messenger RNA of Miniopterus natalensis, 2241 nucleotides long. NCBI's taxonomy places the organism in Eukaryota, Metazoa, Chordata, Mammalia, Chiroptera, Miniopteridae. The record is from RefSeq and is a predicted model, not a curated record.